GUAGAUUUGAGAAUUGGUAUAUCUGGCGCAUAGCUUGUAUAUUGCGUUACUAUGAUUCGGAAGCGUGUUGCGUAUAUUGCGAAAAUAAAAGGUUUCAGUCGUGAAGUGAAAAUUAAAGAUGUCAAACGGUUCUUCAAACCGAUGAGGAUAAAAGACUUCAGGGUUCUGAAAAAUGGUAUCGGUUUGGUGUUUUUUAGGAAUCACCAGGACUUGAAUGAAGCACUCAAAAAGAAGGGCGACAUAGGUGGAAGGGCAGUUAAGAUUGAGGAACACAUUCAAGAAGAGAAUGAAACGUCUUAUGUACAAGAACCUGAUCUACCUAAGUGGUUAGUUAAGACAAACGACGAAAUAGUAUCUGCAAUAUUAGAGACCGGCCGGUUAUUUGUCCGUAACUUGUCUUAUGCCUGCACUGAACAAGACCUUGAGAAGUUAUUUUCUGUUCAUGGAUCUCUAUCAGACAUUCAUUUAGCUUUCGACCAUUGGUCUCAAGUGUCCAAGGGGUUUGCGUUCAUCACUUUCCUGUUCCCAUCUGAUGCUGUGAAAGCCUACAAAUCACUAGAUAAAACAAAGUUUAUGGACAGGCUAAUUCACAUCCUCCCUGGUCAAGAAAACACAGAACCUAAGGACUCAUUUAAAAAGCCUCUAAACAAUUUUUCUAGAAAUGAGAAUUUCGCUGAUACACCAAAGAUGCUUCUAUCAAGCUUUCAAAACGAUCGAUUUCAAGAAUUGAAAAAGGAUUCAAGCGUUGGACAUAAUUGGAAUGCUUUAUUUAUUCGUCCAGAUGCUGUUGCUACAUAUUUAGCUGCGAAAUUCGGUUUGACUAUGGAACAAGUUUUAGAUCCAUCAGGAAAUAAGUCAGUUGCUGUACGAUUGGCACAUGGUGAGACACAGUUAGUUGCUGAAAUGAAAGAAUUUUUAAAAACUCAUGGUGUACGAUUGGAAGCUUUCGAAAAACACAAUGAUGAGACUGAGGUGAAAGAAACAGAAGAUAAUUCCGUUGUUGUUCACGAAACAUCAGGUCAACGUAAUCGUUUAGAAUCAAAGUCAAGAUCAACUAUUCGUCAAUUAUCAGGAACUGCAUUUUUAAUAAAAAAUCUACCAGCUGGAACAACUGAGUUUGAAGUUCGAGAUUUGCUUAAACGGUAUACAAAAAGCUCUGUAACUGUUGAUGCUAACACUCCUUCAAUUUGUUCCGGAUUAAAACGUGUUCUAGUACCACCUUUAGGCAUUACUGCUAUUGUAGAAUAUGCCCAUUCUCAACAAGCUCGGUUGAUGUACAAAGCACUUGCAUAUGAACCGUUUAGAGACAGUGUUCUGUUUCUACAGUGGUUACCAGAUGGGGCUCUGAAAUCAUCCACUCCUGAUGAUAAUGAAUAUGAGGAAAUAAAAUCCGAAGAAGCUUCCACACAUAAACCGAAAAGGACGAAACACGAGAAGUCAUCUGUUGAUAAGGUUGAAAAAAUUGAGCAAUCUGACGAUGAAUUUGAACUGAUCACAUCCGUUCCAACUGGUAAACGCAAGUUCAGAGAUGAUCAUGAUGAUGAAGAUACAGUAGCAGUUAUGGAUCACUCAUCUCAUCAUGACAAUGAAAACAUUUCAUAUCAAAUAUCAAAAUCUCAACGAGUUAAAAAACAUUUAAAUAAAAAACAAAAGAUUGAACAAAUAGCUAACAAUAAAUCAAGUGAAUUGGAACUAAUCGACAAAUUUAUGGAACAUAAAAGUAAAAAAGUAAAAUUCACUAACGAUGUUAACGUUGAAUGUGUCAAUCAACUACACUCAAAUAAUGAAAAUAGGAUAAAUAAAUGUGAUACUACUACUAAUAUUAACGAACAACAAAAAGAGGAAAUUAAUAUAAAAAAAUCAAUACCAUCAAAACAGUUGAAAAAGAACAAAAUUUUAAUUGUACGUAAUAUUCCAUUUCAAGCUACACAAAAAGAAUUGAUUGAGUUAUUUCAACCUAUUGGUGGUCUUGUCAAUGUUCGAUUACCAAAAAAACCAACUAGCGGACAUCGUGGAUUUGCAUUCGUUGAAUUCGACACAAUGGACAAAGCAAAAGUUAGUAGAUCGGAAGUGGUGGUUGUUAAAUUCUCUGGAUAUCAUGAAUUAAUCUUAGUUCAAUAUACAUUGGAAACAAAGAAGCAGUGGACAGUUGUUUCGUCCUAGGAUAUAACUACUUAACAGCGCGCAUCCACCCAUCCCAUUGGGAAUCGAACCUAGAACCUUCAAUCUCUCACGGAAACCCUUAACAUCUAGACUACUGAGCCGGGAUCCAUUAGUUUCUAUGUCUAACUUCAACCAGUUUAAUGUUAGUUAAAUAAAACCUAAGAGAAGUAGUAGCAACGCUAUGCAUGUAUCUCAAACUAAUGUGUGGGAGUUGUUUAGAAUACCUUGGUUCCAAAUUUUACUCCAACUAUGAUUUUCUUCUAGUACGUAGUAUUCCUUAAUCGUCAUACUUUACUGGAUUCGUUCCCAUUCAGAACAAGAACUGAGAGCGAACAAUGCUUGCUCCAAUAAUUACAAACAACAAAAAUGCUAUAGUAAAAGGGUAGAUUUUAUAUACAAUUGAAACAAAAAUCUAGCAUUUUCUCGAUUCGCCUAGUAGCACUGAUCAGUGCACUUUGGUUCAAGUCUAAUCAGAUCUGCAAUAGUCAGGGCUCUGUCUUCCUCAGAACUGAUAUUACCAUCAUGGAAUUGUUAAAUACGAGCGUAUAAGUGGAAAAUAGAACUACAAAGGUUAUUCUAUGAUGCAUUAUUGUAUGUAUGUCGAUUGCAUGUUUGAUAAAUAUUUGGUUUAUGAUAUUUUUAUGUUGCCCUAAUUGUAGGCUCUCAGUUAACUGGUUGUUAUUUAUUUAUGUAAACACAAACAUUGGUACAAGGAGGCACCUAAUAUAUAUGCGCCACAUUUCGUCAUUCGAUUUGUGUCAGGCCUGGAAUACUUCCCUGGCACCCAAAUGGAAGCAAGUAAUUUCCUUAUAAGACUACGCCCCCAAAUGCCCUGG
This is a messenger RNA of Schistosoma margrebowiei, 2999 nucleotides long. The record is from the annotation of a GenBank genome assembly. NCBI's taxonomy places the organism in Eukaryota, Metazoa, Platyhelminthes, Trematoda, Strigeidida, Schistosomatidae.